Molecule: messenger RNA, 1982 nt
Organism: Photinus pyralis (common eastern firefly)
Lineage: Eukaryota; Metazoa; Arthropoda; Insecta; Coleoptera; Lampyridae
Product: glucose dehydrogenase [FAD, quinone]-like
Exons: 4
Coding region: 1-1980 (659 amino acids)
Molecular function (GO): flavin adenine dinucleotide binding; oxidoreductase activity, acting on CH-OH group of donors
Source: RefSeq, a predicted model, not a curated record
AUGGUACACCAGGUGGAGGAUCGCCACCAACGCCGAAAAGAGCUCGGCCCUCGAGAUCUGAACAUGCCCACCAUCAAGGAAUUCAACACCGCCGCGACGGUGAAGACCUUCGACACCAGAACGAGGUCAGACAUCGAAAUGUUCUUUGAACACGUGCUAACAGUGUUACUAUCUUGCCUUUUUGCGCUUGGGGCAGAACAAGAUGACAAAAACGAGACAAUCAGGUACUAUGCCAAGCUGAUUCGUGAGGAAACCUCGAAGGCGUACAAAAAGCCUUGGCCGCAAGACUCCUAUAAAUACGCACCAAAGGAAAAGGGCACUAUAAAUUAUGGAACCUUCGACCACAUUAUUGUAGGGGCGGGAUCCGCUGGGGCGGUGAUCGCGAGUCGACUCUCAGAAGACGCCUCCCGAAACGUUCUCGUGUUGGAUGCCGGUGGUUACUCAAACAAUUUCUCAGAUAUUCCCGGCAUGUUACCUUACUUAACCGGGCUGGAGGAGUACAAUUGGGGUUACCUAAGCGUGCCUCAGAACACAUCGUGUCUAGGGAUGAAGAACAACCAGUGCACCAUGACCCGAGGAAAAGGAAUCGGAGGAAGCAGCAUGAUCAACGGACUGCUUUACGUUAGAGGCAACCGGGUGGAUUACGACAACUGGUAUAGGGAGGGGAACGACGGGUGGUCAUACCGCGACGUUCUGCCUUAUUUCAAGAAAUCUGAAGAUUUUCCGGAAGGUGACCCCAAGUAUCACGGAAAAUCCGGCAGUUUGAGGGUUGAGGUGCCAAGACCGGCCAGUCCGCAAAUCGACGCGUUUCUUGAAGCGAAUAAGUACUUGGGACGAAAAGAUCUCGAUUACAAUGGGGAAGAGCAGCUCGGCUACGGAAGGGUUCAGCUGAAUGUCGACCAUGGAAAAAGAGCGAGUAGUGGCUACGCCUUUUUGUUGCCGGUCAAAAACAGGACAAACCUGAAGAUACUGACGCACAGUUACGCCACCAAGAUUGAAAUUGAUGAACGAAAGCGAGCCGUUGGGGUGCGGUUUACUAAAGAUGGCCGAACGUACGUGGCAAAAUCGCGUCAGGAUGUCGUGAUAUCAGCCGGAGCGUUUGGUUCACCUCAAUUGCUAAUGCUGUCUGGUAUUGGACCCAGAGAACAACUGCGGCGCUUAGGAAUAGACGUUAUAGAAGACCUACCCGUGGGCGAACAACUCUUAGACCACAUCUCCUUUUUCAACUUGAACUUCGCAACAAACUACACCAAGCACCGCUCCAGUUUGGAGCACAAUAUCGAAGACUACCUCAACGGCACGGGCGUGCUUGUCAACCCGUUCCACUUAGAAACGCUAGUAUUUAUGCAAACGAAGUACGCCAAAACACCAGGAGUGCCCGAUUUUGAGGCCCUAAUGAUACCAUCCAUUAGUUCCAACGAGAUGACCUCCAAGUUUUGGAACAUACGAGAUGAACUUGAAGCAAAAGAUAACCACCCGGAAAGCGACUUUUCAAUAUGCGGCAUCCUCCUACACCCUAAAUCGCGCGGAUAUCUCCGACUGAAAUCGAGAAACCCCUUCGACUACCCCAUCAUCAACCCCAAUUGGCUAUCCGACCCCGAAGACCAAGACAUCGACGUGCUUUACGAGGGGAUCAAGAUGAUUCUGGAAAUGGUCGAUACCCCUCCAUUUCGAAACCUGGGCACGAGGCUGAAGUACGACAAUUUGCCCGCGUGUAAAAGCUUUCAGUACCUGUCCAGAGGCUACUGGCACUGUUUUAUUAGGCACUUCGGCACGGCAAUCUUUCAUCCCAUUGGGACGUGUGAGAUGGGCACGCAUCCGUCGAGAGGGGCGGUCGUCAGUCCGGACCUGAAGGUUUUUGGCGUUUCGAAUUUGCGCGUCGCCGACACCAGCGUGUUUCCUUUGACUACGUCGGGUCACACAAACGCGCCUGCGAUGAUGGUGGGCGAAAAGGCUGCAGAUUUGAUAAAGCAUGAGUGAAU